Molecule: messenger RNA, 3616 nt
Organism: Cuculus canorus (common cuckoo)
Lineage: Eukaryota; Metazoa; Chordata; Aves; Cuculiformes; Cuculidae
Gene: FBXO3
Product: F-box protein 3
Exons: 11
Coding region: 16-1536 (506 amino acids)
Molecular function (GO): protein binding
Source: RefSeq, a predicted model, not a curated record
GAGUCCUUCGCUCCCAUGCGCUGCUUGGAGCGGCCACAGGGGGCGCUGCGGGGAGGGGCCGGCAGGGGGCGCUGCGCGCGCCGGAGCCCCCGGAGCCGAGAGCGGCCCGGCGCGAGGGGCGGGCGCGUGCCCAUUUACGGGCGGCGGCGCCGCAGGACGCCUUGCAAGAUGGCGGCGCCCCUGGACAUGGAGCCUUCAGCCCUCAGCCUGGAGCUGCUGCCCACCGACCCGCUGCUGCUCAUCCUCAGCUUCCUCGACUAUCGGGAUCUGAUGAGUUGCUGCUAUUUAAGUCGAAGAUUAAAUCAGCUAUCAAACCAUGAUCCAUUAUGGAAAAGACACUGCAAGAAAUACUGGCUUAUUUCAGAUGAGGAAAAAAGUCGACGAAAUCAGAGCUGGAAAGCCAUCUUCAUCAGUACCUACUCUGACCUAGGAAGAUACAUCCGUUACUACGCUACCUUGAAAAAAGCCUGGGAUGACCUAGAGAAGUACUUGGGACAGCGGUGCCCUCGGAUGAUUGGUUCUUUGAAAGAGAGUGUGCGGGAGGAAGAUCUAGACGCUGUGGAAGCACAAAUAGGUUGCAAACUCCCUGAUGACUAUCGAUGUUCCUUUCGUAUUCAUAAUGGACAGAAGCUAGUUGUUCCUGGUUUGAUGGGAAGCAUAGCACUGUCAAACCACUACCGCUCUGAAGACUUGUUGGAUAUUGACACAGCGGCUGGAGGUUUUCAGCAGAGGCUAGGUCUGAAACAAUGCCUUCCUCUUACUUUUUGCAUUCAUACUGGCCUGAGUCAAUACAUGGCCCUGGAGAGUGUGGAGGGACGAAGUAAAUACGAGAUCUUUUAUCAAUGUCCGGACCAAAUGACUCGCAAUCCAUCUGCUAUUGAUAUGUUCAUUACAGGUACAUCUUACUUGGAAUGGUUUACAUCCUAUGUAAACAAAGUCGUAACUGGUCGUUAUCCCAUCAUCAGAGACCAGAUUUUCAGGUAUGUACAUGAUAAAGAUUGUGUUGCUACCACAGGAGAUAUUACUGUUUCUGUGUCCACAUCUUUUCUACCUGAACUCAGUUCUGUACAUCCACCGCAUUAUUUCUUCACUUACAGAAUCAGAAUUGAAAUGUCCAAAGAUGCUCUUCCCGAGAACGCUUGUCAGCUGGACAGUCGAUACUGGAGAAUAACAAAUGCCAAAGGCGAUGUAGAAGAAGUUCAGGGUCCUGGAGUAGUUGGAGAGUUUCCAAUUAUCAGUCCAGGGAGAGUCUAUGAAUACACCAGCUGUACUACGUUUCCCACAACAUCUGGAUAUAUGGAGGGGUAUUACACCUUCCACUGCCUCUACUACAAUGACAAAUUCUUUAACGUCACAAUUCCCAGAUUCCACAUGGUGUGUCCAACAUUCAAGGUGUCUACAGCACGAAUGGAAACAAAUCAUAAUGAACAUGCACUGGAUGAAGAUGAAGAUUCUACAGACACUGAUGAAUAUGAAGAUCGACGCAGAGUGUUGGACAUUCCUGCACCUUCUGGACGCUGCCCACGUCAUACCUGAUGGGAUUUAUUUUCAAAACAAUAAAAACUGUUUUCAGAAGCUGAACUCUUUGGGGCUAGUGCAUAAAAAUAUUUGACUAUUGUAAAUGAACUUCCUGUUGCACAUCAAGGCAACUAGCAUGAAUGUUGGUGCCAGUUCUAAUAUUCAUCAGAGUAUAACUUCUUUUUUUCUUGGUUUGGAAGUGGGAAUGGUACUCGGGGUGGGGGCAAAGAGAGGGAGGGAGAGGGUCAGAAAGGUGCUUGGGCUUUGUUCACUUUUUUCCAAAGUGCAAAACAGCUUGAUAGUCCAAGGUAAUCAUAUCUUACAUUUUUAAACUAUUGCCUAUUUAUGAUCAUAAUGCAAAUAUGGUGUGGGGACUGGUUUUUAUACAAGCAUUUAAAAUUAGCAAUAGACAAGAUGGCAAAAAAAGGUGUAUACUAUCAUCCUUUCUCCCAAGUUUCUACUCUUGAUAACUCCCACUAAGCAUGAAACUUGCAGUUUGGUCUGUGUAUCCUGUUUGGGUGAGAUCAGGUGCUCUUAUGCUUUUUUUUAUUAACAUAGAAGUACCGGAAAAUUCUGGUCAUCAAAUGCAUAAAUUAGGAAUUAAACUGGCCUUAUUUUUAGACAAUCUGUCUUUCAGCUUAAUUUUAUGCUAAGUGACUCUGACUGGAUAAUGCCUUUUGGAAUGUAGUGUUCAUGCAUCAUCCACCAUUCAGUAACCAAGAAAUUUCCCAAUGACUACAAGUAUGAAUUUGUAAAUACGUUUUGAGUUUUUUUCUUUAUAUGAUGUUUGCUGUUCAGACUUUGUCGUAGGUGACAAAUUUAUGGUGAAGUAUCAUGUUUCCCUAAAUCCUCUAUGGAUUUUGUAACUACACCUGAAUAAAAGAAAGGAAAAGAAAAGAAAAGAAAAGAAAAGAAAAAGGGAGGGAGCCUAGCAGAACACCAGAUGACUAAAAACUUUAUAUUUAAAAAGUAUUUGUUUGCUUUAUCACUUUUAUUUUGUUUCCAUUGUCAUUAAUAAACAACUUAACUGCCUCCUUUGCUUUGAAGUGCUGCAUGGAUCUUCUCAUGCCAAGACUUGAGCAAUAUUUGUGUGACUGGCAUUGCUGUGGUCAGUUGUUUUUAACAUCCAGAAUUAGUCGUUCCUCUGAGGACAAUCAGUCCUCAACAGACUGUUUCCAUUACUGACUAGUUACUGCUCAUACAGAAAGCCUGUUUUUUUAGAUGUUAUGUUCUCCCUGUACUUAUCUUUUCUCGUGUCAUGCAGCAUUUGGAUCUUCCACAGUGGAAGAAGGCAGGAAAACAAAUACCCCGUAUGAUCCCUACAACAGGUGUUCAGGUGAACUGUCUAGAGGAGCAAAAAUAAGUGCGGUGUCCUUACAGAACAGCCCUGUGAAUCACUGGAAUGGUUUGAAAACAGUUCCAUUUUGAGGAUUCUGCAGUACUAACUGUGAGGGGAAAAUGUGGUAUUUGUGGCGUAAUGGUCUUUCUUAACAGGUAUUUCAUCAUCUGUUCAAAGUAUGAGUGAAAAAGGGAUUUGGUAGAACUGGAACUUAUUCCAGUGCUGUGUUUUAAGGACAGAUAACUCACGGUCGGAGGAUCUAAAUGUUCUGGUUAAGUGGUAUCGGGUGAAGGUCACAAGGCUCUACAGAAACAUGUAGAUUUUACUCUUCUCAGGGAGUGGCUCUCCCUUGGGGUGUUGAAGAGGAACUGUAAUUACUGCUCACUGUAGAAGAAGCCAAGAGAGAGGACAAAGCUGUUUUGUCAACUUCUGAGCACUGCCAUGUGAGGGUUUGAGCACCACUGGUGAGCGCAGGACACCUGUGAGCUCUGUGUGGGUGGAGUGAGAAGGUAACUAGGUGGUGGGAAUGACACUUCCCUGUGUAAUUGUAACAGGAAAAAGGUUAUCCUGUUGCUUCAGGCAGCUAUUUUAGCACUGGGCAUUUUGCCUAAGGCUACCAGAUGCAGAUUACUGCGAGCAUUGUAACUCUUCGUUAUGUGCGUUUGAAGUAGGGUUUAUACCACUGGUUCUUCUCACCCCACCCAAAACUCAGAAGCUUAUGCCAGAUCGGUAUGAAAACUGAAGCAGCAGAAACCAUCG